AUAACACUCCUUAAAUGAGAUUUGUCAUUUACAUACAUAAAGUAGUAUCAGCUAAGCCAUGAGCCAACAUGGCAGGCACUAAAAUGACCUGAUCUGUGCAUGACUGUGCCCUGUCUUAUCUAAUACAAUAUCAUUUUUUUUAGAAACCCUCCAAGAGCACAUGAUCUUCUUGUAUAGAGAUAAGACAUCAAGCAGCAGCCUUUUUUCUCAGUCAUGGACGGCAGAGAGAAGAGAGCGCUUCACUUCUUGAUCUUCGCUGCUUAUCUCGUGGUCUCAUCUUCACCUUCUGCAGGUCUGAUCAGAUUAGCUGGAUCUGGGUCCACUCAGUGCUCUGGAAGAGUUGAAAUCUAUAACUGUAACUCUUACUCUUACCCUUACUAUUCCUGGGGAACAGUGUGUGAUUACGACUGGGACUUACAAGAUGCUGAGGUGGUCUGUAGAGAGCAGAGCUGUGGGAUAGCUCUGGAGGCUCUUGGGUCUGCUUACUUUGGUCAAGGUACAGGAACUUUCUUGCACAGUAAUGUGGACUGUUCAGGAAGUGAAACUUCUCUAGACAAUUGUAGGUACAGCAGCUAUAUUAGUUAUUACUGUCACCAUGGUCGGGAUGCUGGCGUCGUCUGUUCAGUAAGCAACCCAGAGCCCACCAUCUCCUUGUACAGUAAUGAGGUCACCUGGGGUCAGGACGUCAGCAUCACUUGCUCAGUCUCAGAAAAGUUCUCAGGUGGAACUUUUAUCCUCCAGAAGACUUCAGGCUCAUUCAGUCAGAGUCAAACAUCCUCUACGAGCUCUGUUACAUUCAAUCUUCACAAUGUGAACUUUGAUCAUGAUGGACUGUACCAGUGUCAGUACAUGAAAACAAGUCAAAGGUUCAGCUCUUCCUCUGUCAGACUCACUGUGAGUUUUCCAAAACCUCGUAUUUCCAUUUGCCCUGUUGGUGAGGUGACCUGGGGUCAGACUGUUGAAAUCACAUGUUCAGUCUCAACUCAGGUUUUAGGUGGAUCGUUCACUCUGAGUCAAAUUCAGGGUUCAUUCACGAGGAGCCAAACCUCCAACACAAACUCUGCUACCUUCAGUAUUCCUAAUGUGGACUUUGAUAACGAGGGAUUGUACCAGUGUCAGUAUAAGAAAAGAGGCUCAAGUCGUGAAUUCAGCUCCCCAUUAAGUGAUUCGGUCAGACUCUCUGUUACUGGUAAGAAAAACAAGUAUGGACUAACUCUUGGAACAAAGCGAGAAUAAUAA
Oreochromis niloticus (Nile tilapia) is the source of this 1239-nucleotide messenger RNA. RefSeq names its product deleted in malignant brain tumors 1 protein. Gene Ontology annotation, cellular component: membrane. The coding region runs from base 214 to 1236 and encodes 340 amino acids. The transcript has 5 exons. The record is from RefSeq and is a predicted model, not a curated record. Lineage: Eukaryota; Metazoa; Chordata; Actinopteri; Cichliformes; Cichlidae.